Notothenia coriiceps (black rockcod) is the source of this 1313-nucleotide messenger RNA. RefSeq names its product villin-1-like. Lineage: Eukaryota; Metazoa; Chordata; Actinopteri; Perciformes; Nototheniidae. Gene Ontology annotation, molecular function: actin filament binding; phosphatidylinositol-4,5-bisphosphate binding. The annotation marks the transcript as partial. The record is from RefSeq and is a predicted model, not a curated record. Gene Ontology annotation, biological process: actin filament severing; actin polymerization or depolymerization; barbed-end actin filament capping. The transcript is spliced from 7 exons. Gene Ontology annotation, cellular component: actin cytoskeleton; cytoplasm.
GUUUCCUACCAGGGCCGUCACGCCACUAAAGACGAGAUCACAGCCAGCGCCUACCAGGCUGUGGACGUUGAUAACAAGUACAAUGGAGCGCCGGUGCAGGUCAGGGUGGUCAUGGGAAAGGAGCCUCGCCACUUCCUCGCUAUUUUCAAAGGCAAACUCGUCAUCUUUGAGGGUGGUACAGGCCGACCUGGCGUAGCUAACCCUGAGGGCGGGGCCAGGCUCUUCCAGGUCAGAGGGACCAACGAGAUGAACACUAAGGCCACGGAGGUGCCUUCGAGGGCCUCGUCUCUCAACACCAACGACGUCUUCCUGCUGAAGACCGGCCACAUAUGCUUCCUGUGGUACGGAAAGGGCUGCAGCGGGGAUGAGAGGGUGAUGGGGAGGGCCAUGUCUGAUGUGCUGUCCAAACAGGACAAGCAGGUGGUGAUGGAGGGCCAGGAGCCAGCAGAAUUCUGGGUAAAUCUGGGAGGAAAGGCUCCCUAUGCCAGCGACAAGAGGCUGCAGAAGGAGGAGCCCCCCCACAGUCCCCGGCUGUUUGAAUGCUCCAAUCAAAUUGGAAAGUUCCGGAUGACGGAGGUGGAGGACUUUGCCCAGAGCGACCUGGACGAGGAGGACGUGAUGCUGCUGGACACCUGGGAGGAGAUUUUCCUGUGGGUCGGGACAUCAGCGAACCAGUACGAGACGAAGGAGGCGUGGAACAGCGCGCAGGAUUACCUGAGGACCCACCCUGCGGGCCGAGACCCCGACACACCCGUGCUCUUCGUCAAACAGGGAUUCGAACCGCCAACCUUCACCGGCUGGUUCAACGCCUGGGACCCUCACAAGUGGAGCGGAGGCAACUCCUAUGAGGAGAUGAAAAAAAAGCUGAGUGAUCCAGCAUCUCUGUCACAGAUCACUGUUGAUCUGAACAACACUAAUCUCAAUAAGAGUGCUGGUGGGGGGGGAUACGGGGCUCCUGGAGGCCCCGCCAGCUCCCCUCCGGCCUACAGGAUCCACGGAGGGGAUCUGUCCCCCAGACCCUCCACCCCCAGCAGCCCGUCCACCCAGAGAAACUCAGCCUCCGUGACCUUCUCCCCCUCCUCCCCCUCUACUGGAGGCUCUGCCAUGUUUCUGGCCCCCGAGCUCCUCGUCAACAAGACCCCCGACGAGCUGCCGGCUGCCGUGGAUCCCGAGCUGAGAGAGGUGGGUGCAGAGUGAGGGUGUAGCAGACAAAACUCUAACUUAGCCUGAGUUUAAUAUCUAUGUUAUUAUCAUUAUUUGCAUAGAACGGACAUGUUUGCAUUUACUCUCUUCCUCCAAUUGUCGGCCUGAGA